This is a messenger RNA of Oreochromis niloticus (Nile tilapia), 2523 nucleotides long. Its product is annotated as up-regulator of cell proliferation-like. Gene Ontology annotation, molecular function: GTP binding. Bases 1 to 2523 code for a protein of 840 amino acids. The record is from RefSeq and is a predicted model, not a curated record. Lineage: Eukaryota; Metazoa; Chordata; Actinopteri; Cichliformes; Cichlidae. The transcript is spliced from 2 exons.
AUGUUUUUAUCCACAGAGACACAGCUGGCGAGGUUGUUGGAAGAUCUGGGCUUGGAGCAGUACUACAGAAAGAAGCUAACACUCAGAAAAAUACUUGAGAUUGACGAGGACACCAUCACUGAUGAAGCUGCCAACUGUAAAUCCGACCUUCCUUGGUAUUUUUUGAAGAAACUGAUGAUGGUUAAUGUGACAGCAAGGAAUGUGACAAAUACCACAGUGUGUGAGUCAGACAGUGAUGGUGUAUCGGAGAGUAAAGAGUUCAGUAUUGAAAAUCUGUUUAAAAGCCCAAACACAGGUGGCAUGAUGAACCCCCUUGAUAUAAUCACUGCUCUUUUUCUGUGUUCUGAUGGUCUUGUGCAGCAGGAAAUGGCAGUAAAAAUGUCCACAUGUCAGUUUUCUGUGCCUUUGCUGCUUCCAAAUUGUGACACCAAUCAGUGCACACUCAUGCUGUGGGCCAUGAGAGACAUUGUUAAAAAGUACAGACCUCAGUCUCUGUCAGAAUCCAAGGGCUUCAUUGAAGAAAGAAUUGUUCUCUCGAAACUUCCAAUGAUCUCUUUUGUCAGUCUGGGUGAGUGCUCUUUGUCCAAGUCAGAGAUUCUCAAUAAGCUUCUGAGCAAUUCUCAGCAGUACCAUGACACCUUUGUUCAUCGCAACAUGGAGUGUGGUGACAGUCCAAGAAGAAUAUCCAACGGACUGACUGAAAUUACUUGGUAUCUUCCUUGUGGAAAAGCAAACAUUGAUAUUUUCAGUCAGCCAGUGGCUGUAGCUAACCUUCGUGGGGACAUUGCAUGCUUUCAAACACAAUACUCCUUUCUGUGUCAGAAAUCUGCAGCAGUUUUUGUGUUCUUUGACCAUUUGGACUCUGAAUCUGAUAUCAGUCUUCUUACUAACCAACAUCACAAGGCACAGAUCUUCUUGGUUGGUAAUCAUGUAAGCAAGCACAACAGUACAGAUGCUUUGAAAAAAGUAGCACUCAAGUUGGGCUUGACCAAAAACAACAUCAUUAUUAAGACAAAAACAAUAAAUGAUGCAGACUUUGUUAAAAGUUUGAGGGAAAUGGUCAAAGAUGUGGUUAAGAACUCAAAAAUGAAGAUGACAAUAGAGCAGAUGGCAGACAUUGCCCAUGAACUGGGGAUCCUGGUUGAUGAAGACUCUCCAGAGUGUCAGACUGCAAAGAGAAAUGCAGAUGUGAUCACUGCUGAAAUUCAAGACAUCCUUAAAUGCAAAGAAGAUCAGCUUCCACGACAAGGUGAAAUAUGGAAAGAACUGACCUGCUUAGAGAAGGAAGAAUGUCGACUUCGAAAAGUUGGCUCUAAAAAUAUAGAAGAUUACAAAAGCGAACUUCAGAAAAAGAAAGAACAACUGAGGAAAAGGCAGAACUCUUAUGACAUGUCGACAGUUAUGAAAUGCUUCAUCGAUGCAAUAUCAAGCCCAGGAACAGAGAGGUUUUAUUUCCUGAAAUGGAUGCGAAUGAACCUGGAUAACCUGUCUCGGAUAAAACUGUCUGAACUUCAGGAGAAAUAUAAAGAAAAAUCUAAGAACUCUGAGAAUAAAGAGGAGGUCAAAGAAAUUGACAGACAAAUUUCCAACAGCUCACUGGGGACUGAACACUUCUUCCGUGAAAUGGGUCAGAUCUAUGAAGCUUCACUGUCCCUUCCACAAACAGAUCCAGCACGUCAACAGCUGCAGCAUCUGCCCAAACUGUGUGCAGAGUUGUUGCUUGAUGGAUUUCCUCUUGAGCUUGUAGAUGGAGAUGCAUCCAACAUCCCUCUCAGAUGGGUGAGUGAUGUUCUCUCUCAGCUCAGUGACUUGGUGUCUCCAAACAGAAAGAUCCUGGUAGUCACAGUUCUUGGAGUUCAGAGCACAGGAAAGUCCACUCUCCUUUACACCAUGUUUGGAGUGCAGUUUGCAGUCAGCAGUGGUCGAUGUACUCGAGGUGCCUUUAUGUCGCUCAUCAAAAUCAAUGAAGACAUGAAAAAAGUCCUAAACUGUGACUUCAUGCUGAUCAUUGACACUGAGAGCUUAAAGUCACCAGAACUUGCACAACUGGACAACAGUCAUGAGCACGACAAUGAGCUUGCUACACUUGUUGUGGGGCUCAGUGAUGUCACCAUUGUUAAUACUGCAAUGGAGAAUUCAACUGAAAUGAAGGACAUCCUACAAAUAGUUGUGCAUGCUUUUCUCAGGAUGAAGGAGGUGGGCAAAAAGCCUAAAUGUGUGUUUGUUCACCAGAAUGUGUCCGAUGUUUCAGCCCAUGAGAAGAACUUACGAGACAGGAAACUGCUCCUGGAACAGUUAAAUGAGAUGACCCAGGCAGCAGUCAAAAUGGAAAAGAAAGAGGAGAACAAGAGCUUCACUGAUGUGAUGGAGUACAGUCCAGACACUGGGAACUGGUACAUUCCUGGACUCUGGAAUGGAAACCCACCAAUGGCACCAGUCAAUGCAGGCUACAGUGAGGCUGUAUAUGAGCUCAAGAAACACAUCAUCCAACUGCUGGGAAACUGUUCAGAAACAGCCUCGUAG